This is a messenger RNA of Danio aesculapii, 2704 nucleotides long. RefSeq names its product guanine nucleotide-binding protein G(s) subunit alpha. The coding region runs from base 127 to 711 and encodes 194 amino acids. Lineage: Eukaryota; Metazoa; Chordata; Actinopteri; Cypriniformes; Danionidae. Gene Ontology annotation, cellular component: heterotrimeric G-protein complex. Gene Ontology annotation, biological process: adenylate cyclase-modulating G protein-coupled receptor signaling pathway. The record is from RefSeq and is a predicted model, not a curated record. The transcript is spliced from 8 exons. Gene Ontology annotation, molecular function: GTP binding; G protein-coupled receptor binding; G-protein beta/gamma-subunit complex binding.
CUUGACCGGAUUGAUGCAGUAAGACAAAGCGACUAUACUCCAACAGACCAGGACUUGCUUCGCUGCAGAGUGUUAACAUCAGGGAUCUUCGAGACGCGAUUUCAAGUAGACAAAGUCAACUUUCAUAUGUUUGAUGUGGGAGGUCAGAGAGACGAGAGGAGGAAAUGGAUUCAGUGUUUUAAUGACGUCACAGCGAUCAUCUUUGUGGUAGCGAGCAGCAGCUAUAACAUGGUCAUAAGGGAAGACAACAACACAAACAGGCUACGGGAAGCACUUGCUCUUUUUCGCAGUAUCUGGAACAACAGAUGGUUACGGACAAUUUCUGUCAUAUUGUUUCUGAAUAAGCAGGACAUGCUGGCGGAAAAAGUAUUAGCUGGGAAAUCCAAAAUUGAAGAUUAUUUCCCUGAUUUUGCGUAUUACACCUUACCAGAUAAAGUAAAGAAAAGGAAAUGUGUAUGGAAGAGAAAAAAGCGAAAUGGAGACGAUGUGUCAAACAUAACUCCGGAUCCUGGUGAAGACCCCAAAGUGACAAGAGCCAAGUUUUUCAUUCGUGACGAGUUUCUGAAAAUAAGUACAGAAAGCGGAGACGGCCGUCACUACUGUUACCCCCAUUUCACAUGUGCAGUGGACACAGAAAACAUCCGGCGGGUGUUCAACGACUGCAGAGACAUCAUCCAGAGAAUGCACCUGCGGCAGUAUGAACUCUUGUGAUCUCACUCACCAGGCCAAAACCGCAGACCACCAAUACUACUGACGUUUGGCACACCACCCUUCACUUUUAACUUCUUUGAUUUUAACUCAUUCUUCAGUUGGAGGGGACGGAGGAUGGAGAGAGCCGCUGUUUCGUGUUCUGUUGUCCAUGCUUUUAUUUGGAUUUCCUUUAUUUUUGCCAUUCCAUCAAGCCUUCGGCUACCUCCUUACUUUUUAAUUUGAUGAUCACAUCACUUUUUGACCUCCAGGAGUCCUAGCCUCGCACCCCGAACCUUCAUCUUCUGACCUACAGGGCUCUCUGCUGCUCCUUCUGUUCCCGAACACUGAAGAUCGCCCGCGGACAGAGCUGGAGACGGGGUGGUCGAGCGGGGGAUUGUCCAACACUGGGAAAACGAAGUAAAGUAAUGCACUUUUUUUCCAUCAGGUUUUGACGUUGUUUUUUUUCGUUAUGAAGAUGGACACACAAUGUAGCAUCACAUCAUGAAUUUCUCUCCCACUUCAAGCCUGACACAGGUAAAGAGGAUGGCUGGCCGCACCCUCUUGUGUGAGGAGGCGGGGUUUUAGAAUGAGGAGGGGCUUUGGGAACAUUGCCGAAGCCUCGGAUUGGUCAUGGUUGCGCAAAAGAAACGCCCCCAUUUCUUAUUUUACUUUCUAAACUUGUACAGACUGUGCAAGGGUGUUUUUUUCUGUACAGAUUCUAAAAUGUUCUAUUAUUUUGUACAACUUUAUUGAAAGAGAGUAAAAAAAUCUACUUGUAGAUCUUUGUGCCUUGAUUAUGGCUGUACCUGUAAAUGAAGCUGAUACAUAUGUUUUUGACUGCGCUGUACAGCUUGAUGUCACCCCCGUCGGCAGAAAAGACUGUGGAUGGGGACCUACUCUGUAGUUUAGUUUUUCCCUCAUUUUUUUUUUUUUAUUUGGUUGUUUUUGUUGCUUUUGUUUCUAUUAAAAAAGUUCUUUAUUCAAAAAUAAAUAUAGGAAAGAAAACUCUUAACCUGUAUACAUUAUGCAAAAAUUGACCCCCUUACCUGCGGUUAUGAUUGGACGAAACAGCACCAUGCCUUUCUUCUCGUUUGUUUGUUUUGUUUUCUGUUUCAUUUAUGAAUUCUCAGCUUUAAAAACAGAAAACAAAAUUCAAAGUGUCCAAAAUCGCAACCUGGUGUUGUUUUCAAAGGAACCAUUUUUUCGGAUAUGAAGUAUGUCUGAGAUAUAUAGAGAAAUAUACAUGUUGUGUCUGUGAGUGCGUGCAGGAGACAAACAUUGAGCCACAGACGCAUGGCAUUCGUAUGUGUUUGUGUGUGUGUGAGAGAGCGAGAUGGAGCGCGUGUGUGUGCAAGGGUGCAUUGUGUGCACUCUUUUAUAAAUGUACGUACAUGUAAAUUUAUAAGUCUAUAUAAAUAUAUAUGUACAAUUCUACAUGUUUAGUUAUGUGUGUGUUGGUGUAUGCAUAUUCCUGUAUGUAUACAGUGAAGAUGUGUACUUACACACAUAGGUAAGCAUGUCUAGAGAGAAAUGAAUAAAUGAGAGUGCAAUAUUGAAAGCUACUGUGCGUGUCCAACGAUUUUCACCAUUUUUUUUAAUCAUCAUGACGUGAUAUCAGUUGAAAGUCUGGUUUCUAAUACACACACAUCCAAAUAUAUGCUUAUUUUGUAAUGCAGCAAAUUCAGAACUUCAAGACGUACAUUUUUAUUUAUAUUUAUUACAUUUCUUUUUGUCUUUUAGCAACUGAACACCCUUGGCAGUUCUAAUUUAUUUUGCUUUUUACCAAACCAUGUGAUCCACCAAAACAAUACGAAUUAUGUUACACAUGCAAAUUUUGGUUGAUGCAAAAUUUGUAUUUGUAGUUCAAACACAUUUAAUAUAUAUAUAUAUAUAUAUAUAUAUUAGUAUUACUCCAGUAAAUCGCAAAACUUUUUAAAUCUGUAAAUACUGUGCUUAAAAGUCAUGUUGCACAAAAAUACUUUUUAAAAUAAAUCUUCUAAAGUCAUUAAAUAGA